AUGGAGCGUUUUAACCGGAUGCUUCAAGCUGCUCAAGGCAUGGGCAUGGGCGGUGCAGCUCCAGGCGCCGACAGCCCAAAUCUGAUCGAUAACUCCGAAACCGUCCACAUCUCGUCUCUGGCGCUGCUGAAGAUGUUACGACAUGGUCGGGCUGGUGUUCCUAUGGAAGUCAUGGGACUGAUGUUGGGUGAUUUCGUGGACGAAUAUACUGUGCGAGUUGUCGAUGUCUUUGCCAUGCCUCAAAGCGGAACGGGCGUCAGUGUCGAAGCUGUCGACCCUGUCUUCCAGACCAAGAUGAUGGAAAUGCUGCGACAAACCGGCCGACCGGAGUCGGUUGUGGGUUGGUAUCACUCGCAUCCUGGUUUCGGAUGCUGGCUCUCCUCCGUCGAUAUUAACACACAACAAUCAUUCGAACAACUCACACCCCGAGCUGUUGCUGUCGUCGUCGAUCCCAUCCAGUCUGUCAAAGGAAAGGUCGUUAUUGAUGCGUUCCGCCUCAUUGCUCCUCAGACUGUUGUCAUGGGCCAAGAACCUCGCCAGACCACAUCCAACCUUGGUCACCUCAACAAACCGUCCAUUCAGGCUCUUAUCCACGGCCUGAACCGCCACUACUACAGCAUGGGCAUCAACUACAGAAAAACCGGCCUCGAGGAAAACAUGCUUAUGAACUUGCACAAGCACGUCUGGACCGAAGCUCUUCAGAUGAAUGACUUCCGCGAAGACGGCGAUCGCAAUGUUGAGCGCAUGCAACGCCUGGUAGAAUUGGCUGAAGGCUAUGAAAAGAGAGUCAAGGAAGAAUCGACUUUGACAAAGGAGCAGCUGAAGACCCGCUAUGUGGGCAAGGUCGAUCCAAAGAAGCACAUCGAGGACGUCGGACAAGAACUGAUCGAAGACAACAUUGUUGCCGUGUCGAGACAAAUGAUCGAUAAGGAGUCUUCGGUUGCCAGGGUGGCUAAUGGCAAGAAAACAGAAAAUGGCCAAAACAUGGAUGUAGAUGAAGAGCUAUAG
Talaromyces rugulosus is the source of this 1008-nucleotide messenger RNA. RefSeq lists its product as uncharacterized. The transcript is spliced from 4 exons. Gene Ontology annotation, molecular function: protein binding; proteasome binding; metallopeptidase activity. The record is from RefSeq and is a predicted model, not a curated record. Gene Ontology annotation, biological process: protein deubiquitination; proteasome-mediated ubiquitin-dependent protein catabolic process. Lineage: Eukaryota; Fungi; Ascomycota; Eurotiomycetes; Eurotiales; Trichocomaceae. Gene Ontology annotation, cellular component: proteasome regulatory particle, lid subcomplex. Bases 1 to 1008 code for a protein of 335 amino acids.